UGGCCUCUCCCCCUCUCCCUAUCCAUUGGGGAUUGGUCGUUCCCCGGCGUUGUGUUACAGGACGGAGUAUCGCAAUAUGGCUUCCGCCACUGUGAGCAAGUGAGAGUACUCCAAUGUGUCAAUUCCAUUGAAAAAAAAUCGUAAAUAAGUGACUGGCAGUCGAAAUAUCAAUCAAACAAGUUCAAUCAAUCUCUCAAUAAUUCCUGACAUCGAACAAGUUAAUUUAAUAAUAAGUGAUUAAAGGUUAGGAAUAUUGAAUGAGUGUUUGCGGUGGUUUAAAUGGGCCCAAACAGUCACCAAGUUGCCCCCGUGAUUGUGAAUAAAACCUCAGAACUGACGGAAUAAGAAUAGACAUUGAGUGCGCAGUGGAAUCGAUGAAUGAAAAGAACUUGAAUAGAAGUAUUACACUCGGUGUCAAUGACGAGUAUUUUCAUUUUCAAUCUAGUAUUUCAAAAAUUAUCGCGGUGGUGAGAGACGUUUGGGGGAACCGAGGGAGUCCUUCAACCUCGUGUAUUCCAAAUUGUUUCGAUGCGUUAGCGGAUGCGCGUUGACUGAAAAAUUCGAAGCCCAACAGUUUCAUAACUAAAUUAAAGACAAUAAACGACAAUUGUCAACCUCGAGACGCUACAAUUUCGUUAAUAAGGUGACAAAUUAGUGGAACACUGAGUGCCGGAUGAUCAGGUUGAAUGGGAUUUCACGCGAAUGGAAUCGAAUAGACAGGAGGGCUCAGGAGAAAAGAAGCUGGUCUCUCUUUCCUGUGGUCGAGUAGUCACGUAGCCGCGCGUGUACUCACUAUUUUUUUUUUUUACUCGGAAAUUGCAUUUGUGUGCGUAAAAUACUCGCACGCGCACAAACGAGGUAAAAAAAAACGGAGAGAAUAAGAAAUACGAGAGGAUGGAGAAAUGAAUAAAGGGGGUUGCCGGUGGAUGGGGGAUAUUGUAUACAUAAAUAUACUGUCUUGUAGAAAACCUGGCGAAUAUAUCGGUGUAUAGAAGAGACAGAGACAGUACCAGCUGCGCGCGUUUUAGUGGUUUUUGUGUAUGAAACCGUGAGAGACGGUAAAGGCAAGUAGUUGUAGAGCUGAGUGAGUGAGCUGCGACGUUGCCAGAGCAUUGGCCCCUCUCCCUCGGCCUACUGUAGACCCCCCUCUCACCCUUCCCCCAUUGGGUUAUAUACCACUUCUAUCCUUCUGGGGAUUUUCAUUUGUAUGUGUGUGUUAUCUUCUAAACUCUUGGCCAUUGAUGUGAGUGAAGGAGAGAAACGGCGAAAGAUUGAAAUGAGACGGUGAAAUUUUUUUCCCCCAUCUCUGGACCUAUUUGGGGUCACAAAGGAUAUGUUUAUUCUGGAGACGAGGAAUCUAGUGAUUAUUUGAAUACAGAAUGAACAUAGUUAUUGAACAUUUGGGACAUUUUUACUGAGUUUUUAUCGACUGCGUUUGGGUUAUUGAGUGUCGAAUACUCUCAAGUUGUACUUGAGCUGUCGAAAAGUGCUGUACUUGAUGCCAUGAGAGCCGGGGUGACGAUAGACACGUGACACAACGACAUCAAGUGCACGAGAACGUCAUGAAGAGGCCGCGCGUGGACCGGGACCGGCUUCGAGAGCGUGAGCGUCAGGCACGCGCGGCGAUGUCGGUCCAGGCAGAGCAAGCGGCAGCAGGCGGUGGUCCGGAUUCCCGCCACGGCCACCACAACCACGGCCACCAUCAUCAUCACGCCAAUUCCCACGCAUCCUCUGCCUCUUCGCUCUUCCGUGCUCCCGUCAAGGUUAAUCCUGACGCGCAAGAUCGUGCCACCCAGCAAAUCCAGUCAAAAUUGGGCAAUUACUCACGUGUGAAGCACCUACUGGUCGAGCCUCAGAUGCUGUUCGGUGUGGUUGAUGUACCACCGAGUCCAGCACCAGCCUCAGGUGCACCACCACGAUUACAAAGUAGAAGUAAUUGUCCAAAUUCACCUUCAACCCAAGAGUUUAAGAAACCUGGCUGCAAUGGUUCACGUGGUGGAUCAUCAACCAGCCACACAUCACAAAGAGGUGGUUUUGUUAAACCCGCUGAUGGUAAGCCACCCUAUGGUGGACGUGGUGGUUAUCCAGGCCAACCAGUUAAACAUGGUGGCAAUAGCAAUGAUCACAGAAGCCACGGUAUUAUACCAGCAAAGGGACCACCACUUGGGACUGGUGGAAAUUCAGCCGGAAAUAGCUCUGGCCCUGCCUCUUCCGGUAACUGUCCUCCUUUGACUGGUAAUACGAGAAUUCAUGCUGCUGGAUCCAGGCCUAUCAGGCCACCCGCUGAUAAUGGAAUGAGACAUGAUCUCAACGAUAGUGCCGACCUCGAGAAUAUCCUCAAGGAAAUGACGAUGCCGCCCACACCUCUGACGGCAAUCGCACAGACGCCCAGGAAAGAAACCGAGUCUAAGUUUACGUUUAAUCCGGUUCUCGCUAAGCUGACUGAAGUGCCACCACCGGAUUCUUCCAAACCACCACAACGCGAGAGACAUGGGAGCAGAUUAUCUUCUGAUCUGGCACGUGAUUUGAGCCUCUCUGAGGACAGCGACGACGAUGGUCUCAAGCAGGGUGCAACAUCAAGAUUACAAAGGCCCAGAUCGCCCGUGCCAAAUAUGGAUUUGCCAUCAACACUCCUCCCUCCAAUGAUGCCAGCGCCUCUUCCCUUGACUCCGGUGGAGACAUCCCCAAUGGCGAUGUCACCACUGGGUCCCCUGUUGCUCCCCCGUCCUCUAUCACCGCCACGAGCAACUCCCCCGAAGCAAUUAUCACCGGAGCGUUUGCUGUCACCAUUGGCUCCAUCCCCCCGAAAGCACUCGCAGAGCCCAGGUGUCCAGUUGCGACCUCCCAGUCCACCAGGUCAUGCACCCCAGAGUUCUGGAUCGGCUUCAUCGAGCUCUGAUUCCGGUUCGGACUCGGGAUCGGACAGUAGUGAUGACUCUGAAGACGAGAAUGGACCGGUAUUAACUAAAGGUCCUAGCACACCACCACCAGCAUCACCAAGGGCAUCACUUGAAGAACCACCGGCUGAGGAAUCCAAGCCCCGUUGGAACUUGAGUAGCUUUCUGGACCAAAAGUCAGUACAAUCUGGUCUGAAUUCAGACAACAAAUUGUCCCAGGAUGUGCUGAGACGAGACAGUUCGCCUGAGGAAGUGCCAAAAGACUCGCGGACAAGUAGAUCGGAUGGUGAUGAUGACUGGCAGGCGAACGAGACGAUAAAGAGAACAAGAGGUUCAGCUCUAGCGACUCUCAGCGACAGUGAUCACACCUCCGACACAGACAAGAAGAAGAUUGAGGAGCCCAGAGUGGUGAUACCUGAGAAGCCGAAGCCCCCGGACGUGCGUAAACGCGGUAGACCCAGAAAAUCGGUCAAAGAGGCUGUCAAAAGUCCAAAGAGCCACAGAACGAUUGCUGAGGAGGCAAAACCGAGCUCCAAGCGCAACAGACAGCGAAGUGUCAGUAGUCCCAAGAAGAAGAAGACGCCAGUGACAAAAGCCACGGUUGAAAGUAGCGAGGACGAAGCCAGUGAUGUCAGAUCAAGUGACUCCGAAUGCGACCAAAGGAUUCCUCCACCAGCCGCACUUCCGGAGAAACGUGAAUCCCGACUGAGUUUGUCAUCAAGUGAAGAUGAGAGACCAACAAAGCACAGUGCCUCUGAAGACGAAUCUGACUGGAGACGACUACCGACAAAGCGCUCAAAACUGAUGGACUCACCAAAGAAACAGGAGAAGAAGAAGAGUCCGACGAAGGCAAAGCCCCGACGUCCACGACCACGGGUGACAAACACCUCAGGUUGUGCAAGCGAUUCGGACAGUGAAUCUGAGACAGCUCACAGAAAUAACAGGCAAAUAGCGAGGGUACCACCACGUCCACGUGCCCCUCCAACGCGUGCAACAUCAUUGGAUAAUUCCGACAGUGACAAUAGUUCAGCACCAAAGCUUCAGGAGGAAGACGGUGGUAAUGUUCAAGAUAAGAAGAAGAGUGACACAUUGAGAAAGCUCUUUUCAACUGCCAAGGGUGGCGCAAAGGGUGGUGGUAAGGGUGGAAAAGGUGGAAAGGGCGGUGGUAAAUGUGGUAUUUACGUUGAAGAGUACACAGGCACAGCAAACACACCGACGGGUAGUGAAAGCCCAUACAAAAGGCCUUCAUCACAGGCUUCCACAUUACCAAGUUUUCCAUCCCUAACGUAUGCCAAUGGAAUGCCAAGUCUAAUAUGUAAAAUCGAUUUAAAUAGAAUCCCUCAUAUACCCCAAUCGUCAAGGGGACAAGAGCUCAGAGAGAGAACAGAAUUGCCCGACACAAGGCCAGCAUCACGACAAUCCAAUGUUAAAACGGAACGCCCACCUACCCCUGAGGAGGGCGAAAUUAUUGAUACAGUGUCACCAACAGACUACAGAACUCACGGUGAUAACAAUGAGAUUGAUGACAAAGUUAAACGUACAAUUAAAAGUGAUAAUGAUAGUAAGAAUAGAGCGGGUCCCAGUGGUAGUGGUACAAGUGGUGCUAGUGGAUUGAACGGUAAUGCACCUAAACGAAAACGUAAUCCAAGUUGUACUUCUGUUUCGAGUGUUAGUGUUUGUUCAGUUGAGUCUAAAGUUAAGUCUGAGCACAAGGAGAAGAAGAAGAGGAAACGGAAACACGGGGACAAGGAGGCAGGAAUAGGGAGACCGGCUUCACGACAGAAUGAUGCACAACCAACUAAUCACGAACGGGAAGAGAAGCCUGAUAUUCACCUGCUGCCACCACCGGCAGCGCCACCCCAGAGGGUAUUCUUCUCCUACUUCAAUCCCCUGAAUGAAGUUCAAGAGGACCAGGUUCGGGACCAAAAUCAGUACCUGACAGAAGCUAAAAGAUUGAAGCACAGCGCAGACCAAGAGUGUGAAUUAACAGCCCAGGGUAUGUUGUACUUGGAGGCAGUCCUGUACUUCCUUUUAACCGGUCAUGCUAUGGAGUCCGAUCCGGUAACUGACAGGGCCUCCUUCACCAUGUACAAGGACACACUCAGUCUCAUCAAGUACAUCUCUUCCAAAUUCAAGAGCCAACAGAACAAUUCACCCGAGAGUAGUAUACACAACAAGUUGGCGAUCUUGAGUUUAUGGUGCCAGUCCCUUAUUUACCUGAAACUCUUCAAAAUGAGGAAAAAUGAAACCAAAGAGAUUCAGAAGAUCGUUGGUGAUUAUCAUCAAAAGUGUGCAUUCCAGUUCGCUUCUUCACAGUCAACACAGUCAACUGCUGUACAGCCUGAGGGCCAAGGUACUCCCUCUCUCUCACCCACCCCGUCGCCAGCAGGUUCGGUUGGGUCAGUUGGUAGUCAGAGCUCGGGUUACAGCAGUGGCGAAUUAGCAAAUCGUGGGGCUGCGACUGGACAACCACCAGCAGCAAUGUACGUCAGUGUUCCAUUAAAUGUUCAUUCGGCUAUGCAGAAAUUGACUCAUCAGUUUUCAUUACUUAUGAGUUGCCAUGAACUUUGGGAUCAGGCUAAUGCACUUGUGACUGAUAAGCAUCGUGAAUUUUUCGUCGAAUUGGAUGAAAAACUUGGUCCCCUCACGUUGAAGAGCUCCCUGCGAGACCUAGUGCGUUACGUGCAAGCUGGAAUAAAGAAACUACGAGCCCUCUGACCCCAGUGGCACAGUCCCAGGCCGCCCACUCCCAACUACAUAACGGCUCUCCCUCACAACAUGACAACGUAUCCCACAAUGUUCACGUAGCCGUCUCGUCACGUGUAUCAACUCGCUGCAAGGGCAAUAAUUAAUUCAACUAGUUUUCUACAAGAGGGCAGGGAGCAAAUGGUAACGAAUAAGCUGGGUGGUUGGGACGCGAUGAAAAUCAUCCCACAUUUGUCAAAUUAAACAAUAGCAGAGGGAUUUUAAAAACCCCCCAAGUAACGCUGAGGAGCUUGACGACGUGUAUGAUGACACCGUUGUCAAUAUUAAGAUGAGUUCAGGUUCGUAAUUCAUUCUAGUAGUGAUUGAGAGCACGUUACUUAGUCAUACUGAGCAAUUUCAAACUUUAAAAAGUGCAUGAGACUGCGAUGUGAUGAAUUUACAUAAUACUGAAGGUAUCAUUGAUCGGUAGGCCUCGAUAUUUUUCCCCCCCGUCUCCACUCUCAAAAAACCAAAAUCCAACGUGUCCUGCUUUUGUAAAAUGUGCGUAGAUGAAAAUUAAAUAAACCUAGUGGUGCUGUCGAUUGAGUGUACUUGAUGCUACCCAAGUAUUCUCGAUGAUUGAUAGAUAGAGGGGAAAAUAAACUCGACUCAUGCGCACUAAAAAUGGCGCCCACAGAAUUAUAAAUAGUUUAUUUACUUAUAGACGAAUUAUAAUAAAAUAACAUCAGAUAGAUCUAAUGUUAAAGGUAAAAAUUAAUAAAUUAUUGAUAUGAUCUGUAUAUCAGCGCGCUCGCCCUCGUGUUAUUUGCGUGUGGAGAGGGGGAAAAAUUGACAGACUAAUCAAUUGACCGCGUAUGCCUACCGAUUGUACAUUGUGAAUACGAUAAAUCGCGGAUGGAACAAUUUUUUGUAGAUAAGAUUUAAAAAAUCAGUAAUGAGAAUAAUUUAACUAUUAAAUUAUCAAAAAUACAAAAGGAAAAAAAAUGCAAAAAAAAUCAAUACAUAUUCUUUACAUUACCUAGUUGAUAUUGGGGAAAAACUAGAGGUUUUAGUGAAUCAAUCGAAUAUAAAUGCAAGAGCAGUACCGAAACAUUAGAUUUAAUUGUGAUUGAAAGAUUCGAAGUUUUAUUAAUGAGUAAAAAAAAUAUGAAAACAAGAAAACAAGUAAGAAGUAAGUUGCUCAUGUGUAUAUUUUUGUAAAUAGGUAUUGUGAGUGCCGCCGCCUUGAGGGAAGAGUUCUCUGGAAAAUUGUCAGUUAAUUGCGAUUUAAAGAGUCUCUUGUCCGCCCCAAAUUUUUGCUACCAUAUGUCUUACCGAAAUGAAAGAAGAUAAAGGAACUAAGAGAUGAAAUAAAACAUUUUAAAAUUAUACCAGAUGAUUAUCUGGCGCAGAUAACACCAGUCCACCGAUAUUUUUUUCUUUUUUUUUUAUUAUUAUUAUUUGGAAAUUUCUCUCAGCCACGAGGAGGAGAAAUAGUCCAUACUUACUUCCUUUCUUGCUUGUUUUCAAUUACUAUCUCAUUCUCAAAAAUCAUGAGUGUUUCUACUACUAAAAUGAAUGCAUUAAAAUUUUUCGUGAGGAAAAAAAAUAUCGAGGAAUGAGUUUUUAGAAAGUUGUGAGCUAGGAUGAGGAGGUGAAAGUUGUGCUCCAGGUGUGAUUUUUAAUCAUUUGCAACGCGCGAACAGCAGUGAGUUCAAGCUAAACCCAAGGCAUAAAGAAUUAUUCAUUUAAUUAUCAUCAAUUUGAAUGGUGGAAGCACUCAGGAGGAGCCCACCGGCCCUAAACAUUUUUCCAUGCGGUCCAAUGGUUCAUGGGAUACAAUUUUCUAUUCGCUAUUGUGGAACAACGUUGUAUGUAACAAAAGAAAAAUCACGGAACAAAAUUGUGUAUUUUUUUCAUAUUCUAGAUGCGUAUUUAUAAACGAUUUAACAAAUCAUUAGGAGAUAUCAGGCCCGAGAUCCACUUGAGUGACUUCUACAUUACUUCAAUAGCUUUGGAUCACACUAAACUCUCAAUGAAUAACAAUAAAAAGGAGUGAACAAAUCACCCUCAUUAUUACAUUUUAAUGAACUUAUUUUGGCCACAAAAAAAUGGGAUUCUAAAUUUGAAAAUAAUGAAAUUGUUGUAAAAACAAUUGGUUUUUAAUCGAAUCGAUCAAAAAAUUAUUUAUAAGAAUCAAAAACAAAGUUCCAAUCGUGGUUGAGAGAAUAGGGAGAGGAAGUUGCGUGGAGCGUUUGAUGAAUUUGUAUUUAAUCAUCAAUUAAGCAGUAGAAACUACGUAAAAAUGGAUAAUUUUGAUCAAAAAAAUAUUGAUCAAUUUCCUUAAACAAUUGACUGCUGUUUAUUUCGUUAAAUUAUAGUUUCUCUCAAGCCUUUACCCAUUACAUUAUAAAUGUAAUAUAUUUAUACAUACAUAUAUAUGUACACAUGGAAGAUGAAGGGAAAACCUUAUUAUAUUAUUAUCAUAUUAUAUUACAUUACUAUUCAUAUGAUUGCUAUAUUAUUUUAUUAUAUUCGUACCGAACUACUAUGCAUAUAUGUCUAUUUCCGAUAAAUGUUUCACUGAAGCUAACAAUAGUUUCUGUCCUUACGUUCGUUCCAAAAACUAAUAACUGAUAGUUGAAUCAACAAUUUUUUCAAAUCCACUUGUAAACGAGUCUAUCCAAUUCUCAUUGAUUUAAUUGAUUUUUUCUCUAUCUUUUAUCCUCAAAAACAAAAGUGGUGCUCAAUAACGAAUUAAUGUUCUCUUCUUCCCCCAAAAGGACUUCAAUUAAUCAUUCAUUCAAAUAAUCAUAAUUUGAAUCCAACAGAGCCAAUUGUCAUUCAUCAAAUUAACUGCACGCAAUUGUUUAAAUUAAACAAAGGAGUGCAUUAUGAAAUCGGUCAUACGUAAAAAAUCAGCACGAACAAACACAUUGAUUAUUUCAAAAUCGGAAAUUUUUGUUGGCAAGCAUGAGGUUGACAUCAACUUAACAGCAGCGGAAAUUAAAAAAUUGAUGAAAGUGAGAUGAUAGAGAUUACGACAGAGUGAAAGAUUGAGGAAAUGAAAGAAUAAUGGGAGUGAAGGGUAACAGCACCAAGGAAUGACCAAACUCGCUUAAUGAGACAAAUGAUGAAAGAAAAGAGAAAACGAAAAAAAAACAACUUAAUUACUCGCUUUUUAUUUAUUUUAGUAUCAUUAAUUAUUCAUAUUAAUUAUUAUAUUUAUUGGUGUGAAGGCUGGAUGAGUUGAACAGCUGAGCCACCUCUCCGAUGCAGUAAAACAAUAAAUUUUGUUAGUGAAAUUAUUUCAAUUGUUGCGUGAACUAUUGUUUCCACUCUGUUUUUAUUAAAGGAGGAUCGAUGAGAAACGAGUGAAAUCGUUGAACAUGACUGAUUGUUUUUAAUUAUUAUCCAACGACGAAUCAACUGAUACUCUAAUCGAUUAGAUGAUGUGACGUCUAUUUGGCGAAUUUUUUGUAUGCAUAAUAAUUGGAUAAAUAUUGCUCUCAAAUGGUGAAAGAUGUAUAACGAUUCUACUCGCGUUCUGAUGGAAUAAUCAUUUCCUUGAUUAAUUUAUUUGUGAUCUAUUAAAGUUGGCAUUUCUUUUCUUAUCGACUGGAGCAACUCAUUGAUGAUUGAAAUAAAAUAAAAACCACCAAAUGGCGCAUUUAUUUUCACGACAGUGAAUUACCUGUCUCGCGUUUGAAAUAAAUGAGAAUUGCUUGGGAAAAAUCAGUGCAGCUAGCCUCAACGACAAACUAAAAUAGAUAAAGUUUUUAAAGAAAAAAAAAUGAUGACAACCGUGACAAUAUACAUGUAAGAUAUUUCGCGAGAUAUUUUGUGGAAGAUGAAAAAAAAAUGAAGAAACAAAGGGAAAAUAACGGGGCUUUUUUACCUAUUUUAUAGUAAUCUCAGCUUAAAAAAAUUGAUUGAGAGGGAUGGAGAGAGCCUUUAUAAUGAUGAAACAAAUAAUGAUAAAAAGAAAAUGUUUGUAAAUGCAAUUAAAAGUUAGAAAAUCGUCGAAUACGGUUAUGGGGAUGGUUCACUGUAAAAUGUGUACUCUACGAAUAAUUUUUUUGGUUCUUUAUAUAUAUAUAUAUUUUUUUUUUGUCUCUUUUUCGUUCAUCGUAAGAUUUUAUUAUUUCAAUGUUUCUUUCUUUGUCGUUUAUUGUUUUACAUUUGCGGACUUAGGCUUGCAAUUUUUGAUUAUUGAAAAUGAUGCAAGACGAGUGAAGGGAUGAAUUUUACCUUAUAAUUAUUGUGUAUAUGAUAAUUGUAAAAACAAAGAACAAACAAAAUCGUAUUUACUAUAUCAUAUUCAUUUCCUGAGGCAUUCGAUUGUCCUUCAAAUGAACAUAUUGUUUAAAAUAAAAAUGAAUGAAUAAAUAAAAACAUAA
Messenger RNA from Diachasmimorpha longicaudata, 9982 nucleotides. It is a transcript of the gene lilli, whose product is annotated as AF4/FMR2 family member lilli. The coding region runs from base 1563 to 5615 and encodes 1350 amino acids. Lineage: Eukaryota; Metazoa; Arthropoda; Insecta; Hymenoptera; Braconidae. Gene Ontology annotation, cellular component: super elongation complex; nucleus. The record is from RefSeq and is a predicted model, not a curated record. Gene Ontology annotation, biological process: regulation of gene expression. The transcript is spliced from 17 exons.